UAGGAUUUCUUUAGAUUUUGAAUUUGAACUAAUUCGCGGUCGAAGUAGGGUGUUUUGCGUUUACGUAUUGUCAAUUAGCAGAUGUAGCACUGUCUCGUUCACAUAACCACAGAUAUUAGUUCAUAACCAUACUUUUUAAAGUCUCGUAAAUCGAAAAGAAAUAAUUGCAGACUUCUUAUAUUAAUUAUCCUCCAAGUCCUGUUUCUUCGAAAGAUGUUUUGUACAGUUCUGGAUUAUAUUCGGAUCCAGAAACUGAAUGUAGAAAGUGCGAGUUACAGCUUACUCCAGAAGGCGUUAAUGUAAUUGUACGGUGCGAGGAAUGCAAAGAAUUACUUUCUAAGAAUAAAAAGUAAAAGAAAAUAAGCGCAAUUAUAAAUGAAACAAAACGUAGAUCGAUGUUGUUGUGUUAACAGUUGUCAUGAGGAAUUUUAAUUUUUUUGGUUAAAGUGUUGUAGUUUCAGUUGAUUCGUAUUAAAAACACUUUUAUGUAAUAGAAAGAAGCGAUGUGGCGGAAUACGUUAUCUAAAUUAUAUAGAAGAAGAAAUUUUGGUAUAAACUCACGUCCAACGCAAGUUGCCACAAAAUAUGCACCAGAGGAAUCCUUAUCUGUCAUUCAAAAAUUGAAAAUUGGUGAAGAUGUGCACGGCUUCAGAGUUGAACAAAUCAGAAAGAUUAGUGAAUUCAACUUAACUGCAAUAAAAUUAUUACACAAGAUUACAUCAGCUGAAUAUCUGCAUUUGUAUAGGAAUGAUAACAAUAAUGCCUUUAGCAUCAACUUCCGUACAACACCGAAAAAUAGUACAGGGCUUCCACAUAUUCUUGAGCACACAGUUUUGUGCGGUUCAGAGCUUUACCCCGUUCGGGAUCCCUUUUUCAAAAUGUUAAACAGAUCUCUAGCUACAUUUAUGAAUGCUAUGACUGGGUCUGAUUACACAUUGUAUCCAUUUAGUACACAGAAUUAUACAGAUUUUACUAAUUUGCAAAAGAUCUACCUAGAUGCUGUUUUUCGGCCGAAACUAAAACUGCUAGACUUCUUACAAGAAGGAUGGAGAUUAGAAAACACUGAUCCAGAAGAUCCCAAAUCUGACAUAAUUAUCAAAGGUGUUGUAUAUAAUGAAAUGAAGGGGGUUUUUAGUGAAAACGAGAAUAUUUAUAUGCAGAAAUUGCAAAAUUUAAUUCUUCCUGAUCACACAUAUGGCGUUAUAUCUGGCGGAGAUCCUUUAGAAAUACCAAAUCUGACAUGGGAUGAUUUGAAAACGUUCCACGAAAACUUUUAUCAUCCCUCAAAUGCAAAGUUUUUUUCCUAUGGAAAUUUCCCUCUAGUUCCUUCUUUACAAUAUUUGAACGAAGAAUACUUAUCUAAAGCUACCAAGAAAGCUGACCUGAAUACGUAUGUGCCACCUCAGGAAAAGUGGACAGAACCCAAGGAAAUUGAAAUAUUUGGUCGUUAUGAAAGCAUGAAGGAAUCCUUCGAAAAGCAGAAUAUGAUUUCCAUUUCUUGUCUCAUGACUGAUAUCACCAAUUUGUACCAAACUUUCUUGGUCAAUAUUUUGAGUGAUUUAUUAGUAAAAGGGAUGAAUGCCCCGUUUUAUAAAUCCAUGAUUGAACCCAAUUUUUCAGGAGGAUUUACACAAAGUACAGGAUUUGAUACUCAGCCUCGGGAUAGUAUAUUCACAUUGGGACUGCAAAGCAUUAAAAAGGAAGAUUUUGAUCGCUUUCUGAAGAUUUUCGAUGACACGAUCGAUAACGUUAUCAAAAACGGAUUCGACCCGAAACAUGUAGAAUCUGUACUUCAUAGAUACGAAUUAGGAAUAAAGCAUGAGCUAAAGAAUUUUGGUUUGCACGCUAUUUUAGGAUUGACACCCCUAUGGAACCACGGCGGAGACAUAAUCGAUUUCUUACAAGUUAACAAACACAUCAGCACGUUUAAAAGAGAAAUGUCUCAAGACAAACAAUAUUUACAGAAAGCAGUCGAGAAAUAUUUUAAAAACAACAAUCACAAAUUGAUACUGAAGAUGUUACCUGAUAAAGAGUAUGAGAACAAGAUGAACGAGUCUGAAAAAGAAUUGAUACAUAAAAAAGUCUCAGGCUUAACAACCGAUCAAAAGAAAGAAAUUUUCGAACGGGGACAAGAAUUGUUAAAAGAAUUAAACACUAAGCCAAACACCGAAAUAUUACCGUCACUAAAAAUGAACGAUAUAAGCAAUGAGGUUGAACAUUUUCCUAUAGAGAAAACAUCGGUGGGCCCCGUUUCUACUCAAAUGAAUAUCGUCAAUAGCAAUGGCGUAACAUACUUUAAAGGACUCUUGAACACUUCAGAGCUCACAUUGGAACAACAAAUGUUGCUGCCACUGUUGUGUUAUGUCAUCGACAAGUUGGGAACAAAUCAUUAUAGUUACAGGGAAUUUGAUCAGUUGAUAAAUUUAAAAACCGGUGGUUUAAAUUUGACACCGCACAUAGGAGAGAGUUUGUACCAACUGCAUUCAUAUGAACCUGGAAUUUUCAUUUCCAGUUAUUGUUUAGACGGGAAUUUGGAUUACAUGCUGGACUUAUGGCAGGAGCUAUUCCAGUUAACAGAAUUGAAGGACGUUAAAAGGUUCGAGAAUUUAACCCAGUUGUACAUGGCAAAUUUGACCAAUGGUAUGGUGGAUAGUGGACAUGUUUACGCCAUGCAGGCGGCUUCUGGUCUUGUUUCCGGUACAGAAUAUCAGAAAGAUCUUCUGAUGGGCCUUCAACACAUCAACUACAUGAAGAACUUGAUAAAGACGAGGAAUUAUGAGGCCAUGCUUGCAGAAAUUUCAAAUAUAAUAAAAAUCGUGUUUAAUAAAAAUAGAUUAAGGUGUGCUCUCAAUAUGACUCGUGAUAAUCAAGUGGAAUCAUUUAAAAUGUACGAAAAAUUCAUUAAUGAUCUUCCCAGCAGUUCGAUGGGAACUCCUAAUGAAAAUAACUAUCGCACAUCGAACGUCUGGACACCAAGUGACGCCGUAAAUUGCCAGCACCACAUCUUGAAUAUUCCCGUUCAUUUUUGUAGCAAAUCGAUCUUAACGGUUCCUUACACUGAUCCUGAUCAUUCAAAAUUGAAAGUCCUUGCACGCUUAUUAUCAACUCUGUAUUUAUUCCCAGAAAUAAGAGAGAAAAACGGCGCGUACGGAGGAGGAGCGUCUCUCACCUCAAGUGGUGUCUUCACAUUUUACAGUUAUAGAGAUCCACGUAGUUUGCAAACUCUUGACGUUUUUGACGAGAGUCUAAAUUGGCUCCAAACGAAAAAGGAUGAUAUAACAGAGCAGGAUAUCCUGGAAGCAAAACUAGGAGUAUUUCAGAACGUUGACGGUCCCGUGCCCCCGUCUAAUAAAGGACUUGAUGAAUUUUUAAAGGGUCUAAGUAAAGAUAUUUUGCAAAGACAUAGAGUAGCCCUCAUGACCGUUAAGGAGUCGUCAAUUCUAAAAGCAGGAGAACGUUAUUUAGGUGAUGAUAACGCUGUGAAUAGCAGUAAGGUCGUGUUAGGACCAAAAAGCGAUGAUUUUGAUACAAGUAAAAGAUUAAAAGAGCUCUGGACUGCAUAUGAAGGAUAAUUAGAUGAUCUUAUAUACUAAAUUACGUGUUUUUCUUUUGUUAUAGCAUUUUCUUUUCCUUUUUGUUAAUAAAAGUAUAUCAGGAAAA
Agrilus planipennis (emerald ash borer) is the source of this 3660-nucleotide messenger RNA. Its product is annotated as presequence protease, mitochondrial. Gene Ontology annotation, molecular function: metal ion binding. The record is from RefSeq and is a predicted model, not a curated record. The coding region runs from base 504 to 3572 and encodes 1022 amino acids. Gene Ontology annotation, cellular component: mitochondrial matrix. The transcript has 5 exons. NCBI's taxonomy places the organism in Eukaryota, Metazoa, Arthropoda, Insecta, Coleoptera, Buprestidae. Gene Ontology annotation, biological process: protein processing.